AUGAAAAUAAUAACUGUCAAUUUUGUGACCUGUGCAGUGAAGGAGUGCAAGACCUCACCCUCUUCAUUUCCCUUACACUUUCAUGAUGCGGAACUCGAACUCCAGGAAGUAGACUUCCAACCGGAAUUCAUUCGCAAUGUCAUCCCUCGCAUCGACUGGGAAGGCCUUCGAGCUACUGCGAAUGAGUUAGGAUUCCCGAGUCUCCCGGAAUCGAAGCCGGAGGGGGAAGCACUCAACAACGAACAAACACUGAAGGACUUGCAUCGACUAUUAUUGGAGACCCAGGUCAUGGAUGGAAAGCUAGUCUGCGGAAAUUGUGGCCAUGAGUAUGUGAUCAAAGAAGGCAUUGCCAAUUUCUUGCUUCCAAGCCACUUGGUCUAA
Molecule: messenger RNA, 381 nt
Organism: Penicillium argentinense
Lineage: Eukaryota; Fungi; Ascomycota; Eurotiomycetes; Eurotiales; Aspergillaceae
Product: RNA methylation protein TRM112
Exons: 3
Coding region: 1-381 (126 amino acids)
Biological process (GO): rRNA (guanine-N7)-methylation; tRNA methylation; peptidyl-glutamine methylation
Molecular function (GO): protein heterodimerization activity
Source: RefSeq, a predicted model, not a curated record